Messenger RNA from Solanum verrucosum, 1792 nucleotides. Its product is annotated as serine/threonine-protein kinase RIPK-like. The coding region runs from base 198 to 1520 and encodes 440 amino acids. The transcript is spliced from 5 exons. Gene Ontology annotation, biological process: protein phosphorylation. Lineage: Eukaryota; Viridiplantae; Streptophyta; Magnoliopsida; Solanales; Solanaceae. Gene Ontology annotation, molecular function: protein kinase activity; ATP binding. The record is from RefSeq and is a predicted model, not a curated record.
GUCUGGUAGCAAAAGCAGUUAGAUAUUUUGAAUAUUACAACUUUACUUUCUCCAUAUAAAGUCCUUAGCCAACCAUUGUUCCAUUUCCAUAUCCAAAUCCAAAAAAACUUCAUCUAGUUUCUCCACAACAACAACAUUCCAAACACACAGAUAUUGAUUAUCGAAUCGAAGUAUUUUUAUUUAACUUACAACAAUAAAUGACAGUGAUGAAGAUUGGAUGGGAAUCACUUGUUCCUAGCUGUAUUAAAUCACAGGAAAAUUCGAAAAGAAAUCCAAAAAUAGUAAAGGUGUCGGUUACAAAACAACUAUCGUUCCAUGGGAUUCCUGUAUCGGAUAUUAGUUCAUCAACUAUAUCAUCAGAUCUUUCGAUCUCUCUUGCUGGUUCAAAUAUUCAUGCCUUUACGCAACAAGAACUUAGAGUGAUCACACAAAACUUCUCCACGAGUAAUUUCAUCGGUGAAGGAGGGUUCGGCCCAGUUCACAAAGGAUUCAUUGAUGAUAAACUUAGACCUAAUGCUAUUAAAGCUCAGCCUGUUGCUGUUAAGAACCUCGAUUUAGAUGGUACACAAGGUCAUCGAGAAUGGCUGACAGAAGUGAUAUUUCUUGGACAAUUGAGGCAUCCACAUCUAGUGAAGUUGAUAGGAUAUUGUUGUGAAGAAGAUAACAGAUUGCUAGUCUAUGAAUACAUGCCUAGAGGAAGCUUGGAGAAUCAACUCUUUAGAAGAUAUUCAGUAUCACUUCCAUGGUCAACGAGGAUGAAAAUAGCUAUUGGUGCUGCAAAAGGUCUUGCUUUUCUCCAUGAAGCUAAAAAACCUGUCAUUUAUCGUGAUUUCAAGGCAUCAAACAUUUUGUUAGACUCCGAUUACACUGCUAAACUCUCAGAUUUUGGACUUGCAAAAGAUGGUCCAGAAGGAGAUGACACACACGUCUCAACUCGAGUCAUGGGAACACAUGGCUAUGCUGCUCCUGAAUACAUCAUGACAGGUCAUUUGACUGCAGCUAGUGAUGUAUACAGCUUCGGAGUAGUACUCUUGGAGCUUCUAACUGGUAGAAGAUCUGUAGACAAAGGUCGUCCACAUAGAGAACAAAACUUGGUAGAUUGGGCAAGACCACAACUGAAAGAUCCUCGAAAACUACGAAGAAUAAUUGAUCCGAGGCUCGAAGGCAUGUACUCAGAAGAAGGAGUUCAAAAAGCAGCAUUAGUAGCUUAUCAAUGCCUAAGCCAUAGGCCAAAAGCUAGACCAGAUAUGAGUAAUGUGGUGACAACUUUAGAACCUUUAAAAGACUAUGAAGAUAACUCAAUGGUAACAUUUGUGUACACAGCUCCAACAGAUGAUCAACAGGAAGUGAAGGUCAAAGAAAGUAGUGCUAGUCCACAUCAUCAUCACCAAAAACAACAACACCAUCAUCAUCAUAAUAGAAGAAGUACUCCUUCAUCGCCAACCAUUCACUCAGAAACAACUAUACACAAGAGAUUAACUCCAAAUUCACCAUUGCAAAAUGGUUUCAAGAGAUCUUAGAUUAAAUUAAUUAAUUAUUAUCAAAUUGUAUAUCAUGAUAUAUACUUUAGAUAGAAAAUCGUAUAAUACGUACGUGCACAUCCACAUUAUUUAAUUUCAUAGUAUAUAAUUCAAAUUUGAGCUAAAGCUAAGCUCUUUUUAAUUAGAUUUCUUAUUUUAAUUUAGUUCUCUUGAAUGAAAGUUGUACUUGUUUAGCUUUUUUCUAUGGUGGUGUUUGAACCAGUUAGCAUUCUCAACUUUGUAUGGUAGAAAUGAAAGUUGUGUACUUACUA